Molecule: messenger RNA, 309 nt
Organism: Aspergillus mulundensis
Lineage: Eukaryota; Fungi; Ascomycota; Eurotiomycetes; Eurotiales; Aspergillaceae
Product: putative quinol monooxygenase
Exons: 2
Coding region: 1-309 (102 amino acids)
Source: RefSeq, a predicted model, not a curated record
AUGGUCUACACCAUCGUCGUUCACAUGAGGGCCAAGCCCGACCAAGAGAGCAUCUCCAAGCUCGCCGCCAAGCUGCAGGAAGCCUCAGCCGUCUACUCCAAGGACAAGGAGACGCUGUCCUGGUUCGUCAUGCAGUCCGUCCACGACCCGCAGGACUUCACCAUUGUCGAGCGCUACCUUAACGAGGGCUCGCAGACGUACCACCUCAACAACCCCUACUGGAAGACGUUCGACCCCUAUGUUAUCCCGCUGCUCGAGAAGGAUAUGGACCUUAGAAGGUUUGAGGAGUUGGAGGAGGUUAAGGUCUAG